Messenger RNA from Oreochromis niloticus (Nile tilapia), 4749 nucleotides. Its product is annotated as lysosome membrane protein 2. Gene Ontology annotation, biological process: protein targeting to lysosome; tachykinin receptor signaling pathway; receptor-mediated endocytosis. NCBI's taxonomy places the organism in Eukaryota, Metazoa, Chordata, Actinopteri, Cichliformes, Cichlidae. The transcript has 23 exons. Gene Ontology annotation, cellular component: lysosome; cytoplasm; membrane. The record is from RefSeq and is a predicted model, not a curated record. Gene Ontology annotation, molecular function: scavenger receptor activity. The coding region runs from base 1445 to 3964 and encodes 839 amino acids.
AUCACAGUUCAUAGUGAUUCAUCUCAUUUGUAGGUUACCUCAAAUAUUUUUUGUUUUGCAUCUGUCCCCUGGAUUUAAUUUGCUUUUAUUAGAUAGGGCUGACUUUUAGGGUAAAAUUCGGAAAUACAGUACAUGAUCUGUCGUCUGUAUAUCGUUUCAUAAUCUUUCCAUUACCAGACAAUGAUGCCUGAUGGCACAUUUCUGUUCAUACAUCAUUUGAUGCAUCAUAUCAUUUGUGUCUUCGCUGUGAGCACUUUUUUAUCUGGGUAAAAAUUACUCAGUUUUGUGUAGUGAUUUUACAAAUGACGUUGACUUGACAAAUAAGUCGGGCUAAACAUUUAUGUAUUUUACUGUAUUUGGAUUAAAAUUUAGAUAGAAACAACUUCUGUUUCAAAAACCUGCUUUCACUAUUGGACUUGCAGUUAAGUGUCUGCAUGCCUGUGGACUGGUGGGGCAUUAGGGGUGAGUCAGCCUGAACCAUAAAUGUCUGCUUUUUAUUGUACUUUAGGACAUGGAUGGUGUGAUGGAGCGGCUGUGCUGCCAGUUGACACCCUCUCUCAUGUCCUACAGAUAAACCUGCUGCUCUCUGUCCUUUAAAAUCUCUCACAUUCUUCUAACUGACACGAAUUGUGUUGAAUGCUCUGUGCAAAUCAUUAUCACUUUAAAACCUCUCCGCUUUUUCUUUCCUGUUUGACAAAAUUGCAUCUUCCUGUUAAGGAGGCAAAAGCCAAAAUCAGCUCAGCAGAAAGGCUCAAUAUUCUGUUUAGUCCAAGUUGGUGGCUUAAUAGCAGCUGCCUUAUUGACAUGGUUUUCCCCUUCUGGGGUUAAAUUUAGGUCAGGGCAGGAGAUUGUGACACCACACCUCAGCUGUACAUGAAGUUGUUUGGCAAAGGUCCAUUUCAUUUCAAUUUUUCCACCAGUGAAUAAAACCAACCACAUUCUGGGUGCACUGACAGACCUCCCUGUUUGUCCCUCAGCUAUCAGCUUUUUCUUUUUUUUCAAAGUUUUUCCGAGAGAUAAAUAGUGUUAAUACAACUUUGAUGAAGGACUUUCCAAAGACCUUUGUUCAAGGUUUGGCAAACACAGGGAUCCAUGCAGGCUAACGUCACAGAUGGUCUCAUAGAAAAAGCCCAACGUUGACUCAAGCCUCUUUUGAUAGUGAGACGUUUUGUUUGAAAAGGAACAAACUGGGUCAUUUUCGCGUGUUGUUUAGUGCACAGAGACUUUUUAUGAUGGUGGCACUCUUUCUCACUUCAUGCAGUUUUAUUCGAGCUCUUAAUUAAGAAACAGGAUCUUCAAAACUCAAGAGAGUCUCACUACCUCAAGAACAAAACUUGAGGAAGUUACUUUAACAGAGAAGAGCCAAGUUUAUGAGUCAUGGAAGAAUCCACCUCCAUCUUAUUUGGAGUAUUACUUCUUCAACGUGACCAAUCCAGAAGUGUUCAUGGCAGGUGGGAAGGCAUCUGUUAAACAGAUUGGACCUUAUACUUACAGGGUACACAGGCCACGGGAAAAUGUAACCUUCCUGGAGAAUGGCACCAAGGUUUACGCCUUGAACCCAAAGACUUUUGUCUUUGUGCCUGAGAAGUCUGUUGGAGACCCACAGGUUGACAUCGUCAGGACUGUCAACAUCCCAUUAGUGACGAUAAUGAACGAGCUGCCCUCCUACUCCUUCUUCUUGCGAACUAUUGUUUCCAUGUACAUAAACAGCCUGGGUAUCGAACUGUUCAUGACCCGCACUGUGCACGAGGUUCUGUGGGGCUUUGAAGACCCUCUUCUCACAAAACUCCACUCCAUGAAGCCUGAAGUAGAUGAAUAUUUUGGGCUUAUGUGGAAGAAAAAUGGCACCCACGAAGGAGAGUUUGUGUUCCACACCGGUGAGCAGAACUACUUGGAUUAUGGGAAGAUCGACACGUGGAACGGCAUGAGGGAAAUGUCGUGGUGGUCAUCCAAUCAGAGCAACAUGAUCAACGGCACUGAUGGCACAGUUUUCCACCCGCUGAUAAACAGGGACGAGUUGCUCUACAUCUUUGUUGCUGAUUUAUGCAGGUCUAUUCAUUUAGCCUAUGUGGAAGACGUGGAGGUGAAAGGCAUUCAAGCGUACCGCUUUGCACCCCCUAGUGAUGUCCUCAUGAGCCCCAAAAACAACCCCACCAAUGCGGGCUUCUGUGUGCCAGCUGGUGACUGUCUCGGCACCGGGGUGCUUAAAGUCAGCGUUUGUCGAGAAGGCGCUCCUAUUGUGGUGUCCUCCCCACACUUUUAUCAGGCUGACCCUGCUUACAUCAACGCCAUUGAUGGCCUAAACCCCAAAAAGGAGGAGCACGAGUCGUAUCUUGAUCUGCAGCCGACGACAGGAGUUCCCAUUCGUGCCUGUAAGAGAGCUCAGCUCAACAUGAUUCUGAAGAGAGUCCAAGGCUUUCCCAAAACGAAGAACAUUACUAAGACCAUUUUCCCCAUCAUGUUCGUCAAUGAAAUGGCGACUAUUGAUGAUGAGUCAGCAGCCCAGAUGAGGUCACUGCUCCUUAAUACUCCGCAAUACAACAGAAGCCUAAAGCCGAACAAAAAGAAGAACAUUACUGAGACCAUUUUCCCCAUCAUGUCCGUCAAUGAGGCGAUAAUGAACAAGCUGAACUCCUACUCCUUCUUCUUGCGAACUCUAUGGGGCUUUAAAGACCCUCUUCUCACAAAAGUCCACCCCACGAAGCCUGAAGUCGAUGAAUAUUUUGGGCUUAUGUGGAAGGAAGUUACUUUAACAGAGAAGAGCCAAGUUUAUGAGUCAUGGAAGAAUCCACCUCCAUCUUAUUUGGAGUAUUACUUCUUCAACGUGACCAAUCCAGAAGUGUUCAUGGCAGGUGGGAAGGCAUCUGUUAAACAGAUUGGACCUUAUACUUACAGGGUACACAGUUCACGGGAAAAUGUAACCUUCCUGGAGAAUGGCACCAAGGUUUACGCCUUGAACCCAAAGACUUUUGUCUUUGUGCCUGAGAAGUCCAUCGGAGACCCACAGGUUGACAUCGUCAGGACUGUCAACAUCCCAUUUGUGACGAUAAUGAACGAGCUGCCCUCCUACUCCUUCUUCUUGCGAACUAUUGUUUCCAUGUACAUAAACAGCCUGGGUAUCGAACUGUUCAUGACCCGCACUGUGCACGAGGUUCUGUGGGGCUUUGAAGACCCUCUUCUCACAAAACUCCACUCCAUGAAGCCUGAAGUAGAUGAAUAUUUUGGGCUUAUGUGGAAGAAAAAUGGCACCCACGAAGGAGAGUUUGUGUUCCACACCGGUGAGCAGAACUACUUGGAUUAUGGGAAGAUCGACACGUGGAACGGCAUGAGGGAAAUGUCGUGGUGGUCAUCCAAUCAGAGCAACAUGAUCAACGGCACUGAUGGCACAGUUUUCCACCCGCUGAUAAACAGGGACGAGUUGCUCUACAUCUUUGCUGCUGAUUUCUGCAGGUCUAUUCAUUUAGCCUAUGUGGAAGACGUGGAGGUGAAAGGCAUUCAAGCGUACCGCUUUGCACCCCCUAGUGAUGUCCUCAUGAGCCCCAAAAACAACCCCACCAAUGCGGGCUUCUGUGUGCCAGCUGGUGACUGUCUCGGCACCGGGGUGCAUAAAGUCAGCGUUUGUCGAGAAGGCGCUCCCAUCGUGGUGUCCUUCCCACACUUUUAUCAGGCUGACCCUGCUUACAUCAACGCCAUUGAUGGCCUAAACCCCAACAAGGAGGAGCACGAGACGUAUCUUGAUCUGCAGCCGACGACAGGAGUUCCCAUUCGUGCCUGUAAGAGAGCUCAGCUCAACAUGAUUCUGAAGAGAGUCCCCGGCUUUCCCAAAACGAAGAACAUUACCGAGACCAUUUUUCCCAUCAUGUUCAUCAAUGAGAUGGCAACUACUGAUGAUGAGUCAGCAGCCCAGAUGAGGUCACUGCUCCUUAAUACUCCCCAACAAAACAGAAACAUAAAGCCGAAAUAAUUUUGCUUGUAGAUGAGUAAAUACCUUUAUUUCUCUUUGCCAGAAAUAAACUGAUCUGAAAGAAGAUGUUCCGUAUGAGUGCGAUUUCUAUUUACAACUAACAUUAGUUAACACUAUUACAUUGCAAAUCCAUCUUUGUAGACAGUGCAAUAACACUAAUCUAUCUAUCUAUUGAUCAGUUUUGGAAAUCCCACAAAAAUGAAGCGUUAUGUUUGCUGAGUCGUGACGUCCGACGACGUUUUGUUACUCCGUAACUAUGGUAACAAGAAAAGCGCCUCGAAUGGUCAUCCAAAGCAAAACAAAAAAACCAACAAGUAAUCAAAAGGCAGAGAAAAACUUUAGUUCAUUUGCUAAAACAGCACAUUAUCAUCUGAACGGAACACUGGUUAAAACAGCUUCUUUUGCUUUCAUGGUGUUUCUGCCAAGGUGCUGUACAGCACACAAAUACUCACGAGUACUGGUUUAUUUUACUGCCAAAUCUCUGUGUUUAAUUUGCAGUGAACGUGUUGAGGUGCUCAAAGAGAGGAGAUCACAACUUUCUUUCUCAGAAGCAGGCAAAAAAGAAAAGAAAAGAAACACACAAUCACAAAAGCUGUAUGGCCAAUGUGAAGAGAGCAAGUUUUCAUGCUCAGGAUGUUUGGGUCAACAUACACAUGUGAAUCAAGCUUUUCACACACAAACUUGAUAAAAAGCAGCUCUCCUUGUUCACUGACUGACAGUACUCUUCACCGUUGUCUUCAGAUUGCACUGAUAUUUUAUGAGCUAAAAGUUAGAAUAGAAUAGAA